AUGAAGCUCGCUUUAUUUUAUUUGUUUUCUGUGGCCGCCGUCACGAUGGCCGUGUUAGUACCGAGAUUUCUCAAAAAGGGAAAUGAUGCGUUUACAACGAGAAUGUUUUAUGAAAUAGUGAAGGAGAAUCCACAACAGAGUGUAGUGCUGUCAGCAUACUCUGUACUGAUCCCAUUGGCCCAGCUCGCCUUAGCCUCUACCUAUACAACGCAUGAUGAACUCUUGAAGGCAAUUGGCAUGCCCAACGACGAUGUGAUAAAAGAUGAGUUUAAACAGGCCAAAAGAAACUUCAAUCCCAUGGUAGGAGUGGCAUUUCACACAGCGAGUAAAAUAUACAUCACGUACAAAUAUCAAAUAAAUGAAAGCUUUUCAUUGACCGCCCGUGACGUGUUCAAUUUCGAUGUCGAAAACGUAGACUUUUCUCAAGGACAGAAAACCGCUAGCGAAAUCAACGCUUGGGUUGAACACGAAACGAAUAAAAAAAUUAAAGAUCUCGUUGACCCGGAUUCCUUCGAUGCCUCGAAUACUCGUGCUGUUCUCGUCAACUCUGCCUACUUUUCGGGUCCCUGGGUGUUUCCGUUCAACCGUAACGACACAUACGACGAGGUAUUCCAUAUUACAAAAGAGAAAUCAGUAAGAAUUCCGAUGAUGCACCAAACAUCCUAUUUCCUUUACGCGGAGGUUCCAGAAUUAGACGCUAAGAUCCUCCAAUUGUUAUAUAAAGGUGAAGAUUCAUCCAUGAUACUGGUGCUCCCCAAUGAAAUCGAUGGAAUAACCCAGCUAGAGGAGAAAUUACGAGACCGAUUAGUACUCGACAGAGCCAUUUGUACCAUGUACUUAACUAAAGUCGAAGUCACUAUUCCUAAGUUCAAAAUUGAAACUACAACAGACCUGAAACAUGUUUUAUCAAAGAUGAACGUUACGAAACUAUUUGACAAAGAAGAAGCCAGUAUAUGUCAAUUGACAAGGGAAUACGGUGACUUAUUUAUAAAUGUAGCCAUACAGAAGACUUUCAUUGAAAUCUUUGAGGAAGGCUCAAAUGGUGUAGCAGACAACGAUUUCGAUACUAAACUCCCAGCAUACGGUUCCUCCUUAUCGUCUAAUAUAUUCUUUGCUGAUAGACCAUUUUACUUUGAAAUAAGGCUUAGCGAUUUAACCAUUUUUAACGGCGUUAAAGCUGAAUAA
Pieris macdunnoughi is the source of this 1185-nucleotide messenger RNA. The record is from the annotation of a GenBank genome assembly. Lineage: Eukaryota; Metazoa; Arthropoda; Insecta; Lepidoptera; Pieridae.